GACUUCCGGGUUUUUUUUGUUUUUAUGUUCGGUUGACAGAGGAGGGGAAUUAUUAGUUUUGUCUGCGAGUGUGGUUCUGUUUCCGCCUCCUGUAUCGCCGUAGAGUUUUAUCCGUGAAGGCGUAAAUUUUGUCUGUCCCCCCACAUUAAACAAGUCUGCUUUUCUGGCUUCUCCAAUCUCUCAAGAUUUGUGCAUGCAAACUCUCUCACAACUGAAAGAAGUUCAGUUAACUGGAGAAGAUGAGCACCCUGCCCCUGUCUCGCUCCGAAGUGUUCGGGCAGCUGAGGAAAGAGCUGUAUGAGGAUAAAGAAUUUCACCACACCGAUGUCCAUAUCUUCAUCAUUUUGGGCGCAUCUGGAGAUCUGGCCAAAAAGAAGAUUUAUCCAACUCUAUGGUGGUUAUUCAGGGAUGGUCUUCUUCCUGAACAGACCUUCUUUGUCGGCUUUGCCCGCUCUGACCUGACUAUGGAUGCCAUCCGGAAAGCCUGUCUGCCACACAUGAAGGUGGCAGACACUGAAGCAGACCGUCUCUCUACCUUCUUCAGCCGUAACUCCUAUAUAAGUGGGAAGUAUGAUGAUGAGGCUGCCUUCUCCAAGCUGCAUUCUCACCUGUUGUCUCUGCCUCGUGGUGCAGAGGCCAACCGCCUCUUCUACCUGGCCCUGCCACCCAGCAUUUACCAUGAUGUCACCAAGAACAUCCAACACCAGUGUCUUAGCACCAAGGGGUGGAACCGAGUGAUUGUUGAAAAGCCAUUUGGCCGUGACCUGCAGAGCUCAGAGGAGCUGUCCAAUCAUCUUUCCUCUCUCUUUACUGAGGACCAAAUCUACCGCAUAGACCAUUACCUUGGCAAGGAGAUGGUACAGAACCUCAUGGUCCUAAGGUUCGGAAAUAGAAUAUUUGGGCCCAUAUGGAACCGGGACAGUGUUGCCUGUGUGGUUCUGACCUUUAAAGAGCCCUUUGGGACCCAGGGCAGAGGUGGCUACUUUGAUGAUUUUGGCAUCAUCCGCGAUGUCAUGCAGAAUCACCUUCUGCAGAUGUUGUCUCUGAUUGCCAUGGAGAAACCUGCCUCCACCAGCUCAGAUGAUGUAAGAGAUGAGAAGGUAAAGGUGCUGAAGUGCAUCGCUCCCGUUUCUCUCUCGGACGUGGUUUUGGGCCAGUAUGUAGGAGAUCCAGAGGGAGAAGGAGAUGCUAAGCUGGGCUACUUAGAUGACCCUACUGUUCCUAAAGGAUCUACACAGGCUACGUUUGCUACAGCUGUACUCUAUGUAAGAAAUGAACGCUGGGAUGGUGUUCCAUUCAUACUGAGAUGUGGGAAGGCACUGAAUGAGCGGAAAGCAGAAGUGAGGUUGCAGUUUACAGACGUACCAGGUGACAUCUUCAAUUCACAGUGCCGUAGGAAUGAGCUGGUGGUGCGUGUCCAGCCCAACGAGGCGAUCUAUGCCAAGAUGAUGAGCAAGAAGCCUGGAGUCUAUUUCAGCCCUGAGGAAACAGAGCUGGACCUGACCUACCGUAGCAGAUACAAGGAUGUCAAGCUUCCAGAUGCAUAUGAGCGUCUGAUUCUGGAUGUCUUCUGUGGCAGUCAGAUGCACUUUGUGCGCAGUGAUGAAUUGAGGGAAGCAUGGAGGAUCUUCACCCCACUUCUUCAUCACAUAGAAAAAGAGAAGGUCGUUCCCCUUAAAUAUAAAUAUGGAAGCCGUGGACCUCGUGAGGCAGAUGAAUUGUCGCAGAAGGUGGGCUUUCGUUACGAGGGAACAUACAAAUGGAUCAAUCCUCACAGACUCUGAACAGAGUUGAGUGUUUACGUGUGGUCGGUUUGUAUGCAGACCCAAAGAAUUUAUAGAUACCAACCAUAUCAAUAAUUUACUUUUUCAUAUCAGGCUUAGAAACUGUAUGCAUAUAAUAGUCAUAUGUAGUCUAAUGUAACGAAUUACUCCUAUUCGAGUCCAUUGUCAUUCCCUUCUAUUUCAUUCCAGUACCCAUAAGGUCCUUAAAGGCACUUCUGUAGAUUCUGAAGGUGGUGAGCUUAUACAACUGUUUUUAACAUUUUGCUCUCCUUUCUCUUUUUCCUCUUUUAUAAUCUGUAAUUGAAUAAAGAAAUGUAUGUCACUGCAGGCAAAUAGGAGACCACGUAAUCACUGAUGCCGAUUUUGUUAGUGGUUUUUUAUUUUAUUUUAUUUUUUCAUUGUUUAAUGGCUUGAUUGUUCUGUGGGUAAAGGCUUUUUAAUGGUACACCAUGUCCUACGGUAUUUGCAUUUCUACAGAGAACAGUGUUUUUGUGUGUCAUGGAUGCAAUGUUCACAAACUUUUUCACACGUAUAAGUCAUGAGUCUGUUCCAUGUAGUACAUGAUGCAUGUGAAAGAUUUCAAUAAAUACUUAGAUAGAUGGUAUAUACGCUGUAAGGCUAAAAGUAUGUGGACACCUGACCAUGACAACACACACACACACACACACACAUACACACACAUAUUCCAAAAUCAUUAACAAGCAUUAACAUGUUGGCAUCUACGCCCCCCCCCCCCCCCCCCCCCCCACUUUUCUUUUUGCUUUUAUAAUAACCUUCACUCUCCUGAGAAGGCUUUUCAUUAGAUUUUGGAGCAUGUCUGUGGGGAUUUGUGCUCAUUCAUUAGUAAGGUCGGACACUCAUGUCAAGUGAGAAGGCGGCGUUCCAGUUCAUCCCAAAUGUGUUCAGUGGGGUUGAGGUCGGGGCUCGGGCAACUCGAGUUCUUCCACACCAUUCUAUGUCUUUAUGGAGCUCAGUUUGUGCACAGGCGCACUGUCCUGAUGAAACAGGUUUAGGCCCUUUAAUUCCACUGAAAGGAAACCUUAAAGCAUAUCUGGAACAUACAAAGACGUUCUAGACAACCACAUAUGGAUGUCGAGUGUCCACAUACAUUUUGCCAUAUAGUGUAUAUUGAACAGAUUUGCUAAAUUUAUUGCUUUGCAUUGCUCCCUGUGACAUUGCGUUCAUGAUGUCAUGUGAUUGUGAUUAAAUAAUGUCACUACUAAGGCUUAAGACUUAUUUUGAUUACAUUACCUUUUUCAGUUUACAGUGAAUAUGAUGAUAAAUGUUCUUAAAAACUUUCAACUUAAACAGAAAUUGACCUGUGAUAUUUUUUUAACAAAAAAAACAAAACAAUGUUAUUCAAAGUUUAGUAUUUUUAUGGAUAUCUGAAAAACUUGAUUGUCUUAACACCUAGAGUCAGUUGAGCUCUAUGUAGAUCAUUUCAUUAUAAUGAGCUGUGUAUCUCAGGAAUGUGUUACAUUUUGAUUAUUGGGGUGGGGGGAAAAAUUUAAACAUGGAAGUAAAUUUAAAAAAAACAACAACAGUUGGUACAUAUUUGCUCAAGAAGGUUUUAGAAAUGCUCUUCAUGAGAUUCCAUUCCUGCUUUCAUUAAAUAAAUACACUAUAACAAGUUUAUAACAAGACUCGAUAUGCUUAUAUAUCCAGUCUGAGUGAAAUUGAGUGACAUACUUGUUUUUUCAUGUAUAAUUAUUGUGUAAAACUGGUAUUCACUGUGUACAACUGUACUAUAUGACGAGAAUUUGCUGGUGAAAAGCAAGUUUAACAGUAAUAUGUAUGAUAAAAUCACAAGUGGACAAUAAAUAAAUGCAAUCUUAUUAAAAUGUUCUUUUAAAUACUGUAACAAAUUGAAUAAGCCAAGAAGGGAGAGGAUUUCAGCCAUUUCAAUGUAAGCAUUUCCAUUAGGAUAGAUAGAUAGAUACUUUAUAUAUGCUUCUAGAUAGAUAUAUACUUUUUGUUUUGUGAGAUAUUACAAAAAUUGUUGGAUUUCUGUUACAAAUUAAGCUUUUUUUAUUAUCUCCUUUUAUCUAUUUAUGUUCCUCUGUCUUUUAAACUCUUCUUUUUUUUCAAUUUCAAUUCCUAAAUAUUUAGCACUUUCUUGUUAAGGAUUAUUAAAGACUAAUCAAUGGA
Molecule: messenger RNA, 3932 nt
Organism: Ictalurus punctatus (channel catfish)
Lineage: Eukaryota; Metazoa; Chordata; Actinopteri; Siluriformes; Ictaluridae
Gene: g6pd
Product: glucose-6-phosphate dehydrogenase
Exons: 14
Coding region: 240-1784 (514 amino acids)
Biological process (GO): glucose metabolic process; pentose-phosphate shunt, oxidative branch
Cellular component (GO): cytosol
Molecular function (GO): NADP binding; glucose-6-phosphate dehydrogenase activity
Source: RefSeq, a predicted model, not a curated record